Molecule: messenger RNA, 1128 nt
Organism: Ustilaginoidea virens
Lineage: Eukaryota; Fungi; Ascomycota; Sordariomycetes; Hypocreales; Clavicipitaceae
Exons: 3
Coding region: 1-1128 (375 amino acids)
Source: RefSeq, a predicted model, not a curated record
AUGGGACACGCCGAGCAGCGAGAACCCCCCCAGCUCGGCGGCGCGGCGCCGCACAAGAGCCAGAGAAGCAGCCCGGCGCCGGAUCGCCGAGCCACCACGAGCGGCGGCAGCAGCGACCACGGGCUCUGCAGCCGCUGCUGCAGCCGAAACGACGUUGACAGCCACGCCGCCUCGCCCCCUUCGCCCGGCGGACCGGCCAGCGACAGGGGGGACCUGGCCGACGGAGCGGUCCACACGCCCGCGCGCUUCGCCAGCCCGAGCGUCGCCUCCAGCCUGGCCUACUCGAACGCGGGAUUCAGCAUCAGCCCGCUGCGGCGGGAGCUGUCGCACACAACGCCCCCCAAGGGCGUCGAUGCCGUGACGACGCGCGCGGCGAGGCACGACCUAGCCAGGCGUCUCAGCCGGCUGGCUCGGCGGCUGACGUACGACGGCUCCGAACACGUCGACGAUUUGGUGCUGGGCAACCAGCUCGAGCGGCUCGAGAGGGCGGUGGGCAGCAGCCCGACCGCCCACGGGGACGCGCCGGACUUCGGGCUCUGCCUCGGCCUCGGGCCCAGGAGCCUGCCCUAUCCGCCGGGGGUCCGGAGCCCGGUCCGCAGCGACGCGGGGUCGGCCCUGGCAUCGCCGGCCUCGUCCUUGUACAAGUCGCAGUUUUCCGACCUCUCGGCGUCGCUGCUUAGGGAACGUCAGGCCGAGAAGGACCUGGAGGAGGAUGAGCCGCCCCCCAAGAGAGGAAUGACGGCCUCGCAAGCAAGCAAGGUCAUUGCCGAGAUGGCCAAGCUCAACGAUGAACUGUCCGCCGUCGUGACCAACCUCAAGGCUCGGCAGGAAGAAUCCCAACAUAUCCAAGGCCUCCUCAUCGAGCGCGCCGAACGCGCCGCCCAACGCAUCAUCUUUCUGCAGAACCGCAUCUCUUAUCUGGAGCACGAGCUGCAAGAAAACGACGACGAGAUCCAGCACCUCCGCAUAUGUCUCAAAGCCGUCGAGAUACAAAUGCCGCCCCAUCCCGACAAGGACCUCCAGCGAUGCAUCGCAACCUUCAAGUCCGACUACCAGGCCCUCAAGCGCAAGCGAGCCCACCGCGCAAACAUCGCCAGCGUCAUGGGGUUCGACUCUCCCACGCGGUAG